This is a messenger RNA of Cynoglossus semilaevis (tongue sole), 4538 nucleotides long. RefSeq names its product nectin cell adhesion molecule 4a (gene nectin4a). Gene Ontology annotation, biological process: homophilic cell-cell adhesion; heterophilic cell-cell adhesion. NCBI's taxonomy places the organism in Eukaryota, Metazoa, Chordata, Actinopteri, Pleuronectiformes, Cynoglossidae. Gene Ontology annotation, cellular component: adherens junction. The coding region runs from base 347 to 2197 and encodes 616 amino acids. The transcript is spliced from 11 exons. The record is from RefSeq and is a predicted model, not a curated record.
GAGGAAGGUGAGAGCUUUAAACAGGUGUAUCCAAUCAGGUAACGCUGCACCUUCUUAUUUUCCUAGGAGAAAAGCACCAUGGCUGGUGCUCAGCAAACCAACAUGUCGCUGAUCUGAAAGGAUUUUAUUUUUAUUUAUUUUUUUUGCUUUUGCUGGGGUGGAUACAGCGACUUAAAAAACAACAACAAAAACAACAACAACAAUCUCCAAGAUCCUGCAGCAGUACCAGACAUGACUCUGCCUCCGUGCUCCAUGUGUGUGUUUCCUGUAGGACUUCAUCCUGUGGACUGAGCGUCCCAUCUUGCUGCAGCAGUAACAGUUAACAGUGAGGAGGAGGAGGAGGAGGAUGAGGAUGAUGAUGAAGUCUCUGCUGACCACACUCUCCCUGCUUCUCCUGCACCGGACGCUCUUGGUGAUCCAGGCAGAAUUUGUGGGACUCCCUAAAGACAACCCAAUACGCUCCCUGACAGAAAAGGAGACUGUCCUGCCCUGUCGCUUCCAGCCGAGUGACAGCAGCGUGGUUGUGGUGCAGGUUACCUGGUACAAGGAGAAACCCGACGCCUCCAAGGAACAGAUCAUCAUUGCACACCACGUGAACGGACAGACCGCAUUUGGCACGUGGUCUCAGCGGGCCCGAUUUAAGAGCAGUGAACCCACAAUGGAUUCAGCUCUGGUGAUCAUGAACACCGAGAUCUCAGAUGAGGGAAACUAUAUCUGCCGCAUCAGCACCUUCCCCUCCGGCAACUUUGACACGGAGAUUUCACUCGUCGUAUGGACCAUUCCCAUCUCCACCCUGGAUCCGGUGAUUCUGGAGGAGGGUCAGUCCUACCGUCAGGCAGCGGCCUGCCGGUCCAUAGCCCGUCCGCCUCCCCGCCUCUCGUGGGACACCGAUCUAAACGGGCAAUCCUCCAACCGCUCCAUGGCCAAUGGCGCCGUCUCCUCGCAGUACUCACUGCAUCCACUGAGGAACAUGAACGGCAAGAAGCUGGACUGUCUGGUGUGGCAUCCGACUUCCCCAGUCCCCCGCAGAAUCAGCAACAGACUGGUGGUGCACUUCCCACCUGAUUCAAAGGUGUCUGGCUUCAAAGGAGACUGGUACCAGGGUCAGGAGAAUGCUGCCCUGAGGUGUGUGAGUGAAGGAAACCCCAAACCACAGAGUUUCACCUGGAUCAGAAAAGGCUCAGAUCUGCCUGAAGGUGUGAUCCCUCAGCUGAACGGAACACUGCUCUUUGGGAGACCGCUGAGAAUGUCUGACAAAGGCACCUAUCAGUGUGUUGCAAAGAAUGAAGUAGGAGUAGGCACGGCAGAGUUGGAGGUUACUGUGAAAGACAAAGAGGAGCAGAGUGAGCACAUGUUAAUGCUCAUCGUGGGAGGCGUGGCCAGUGGACUGCUUGUCUUGAUGCUCAUCAUCGUCAUCUCAGUCACAUGUCAUCACAAACGCAAGAACCACAGACUGGAGAAGGAGCUGACUGAGAAAAAGGAGGAAAUUUCCAGUCUCUCCCGACAGGCAUCUAUCAGGAGAAUGAACUCUGUCAGCACGGAUGUUAGAGGAGCGACAGAGGAAAGCAUCCCUCUGAGAGUGGAAGGAACUCUGAGGACCAGCUUGUCUUCCUUGGGGGAUCUGGCACACUGCCGGGACAGCCGCUCUACUCUCUCGGGUGGGAGAGGUGGAGGAGGGGGAGCGUUUGACUACAUGGGCAGACCAGUCCUGAACAACAACUCACGCAGGGGUAGGGACAGGCCUCUGGACAGAGACGAGGAGAACAGAAUCCGAGUGGAGACAUAUGUGAGGAACAGUACAAUGUCUUUGCAGGAAACUCGAUUCCACCCUCCCCUCACUCCCACAUCCUUCCCAAUGGUCCAGUCCACUGAGAUCGUCAGGCAGCUCAAUGGCAACGCUGUCAUGCCGAUAGAUGGCGGUUCAAGGCCGGGGAGUGUCACCAAAAACCAUCAGCACCCUUCUCUGAGCUGCAACUAUCCUCCAGUAACAGACGAUGAGGAUGAGGUGGAUGAAGGUUUGGGUGGGCCUGCUAGCCAGGAGCAUCCAGACGACAGCGAAACCAACAGCUCGCAGGUGUCCGAGGCUCACAGUGCUCGGUAUCAGCAGGUUAAUGGCACAUUGAGACCAAAGCCCAGGCCAAGCCCGACCAUAAUGAGUCCCCAUGCCUCACUUAUUCACAAGGCUCAGAUUGUGUAGUGAACCACUGGAUAGUCACAUACAGAACAACAGAACUAACAGAUGUUAGUCUUGAGGAGGUCCAAUUCUGGACCAACAGAUUUCCACUGAACCAAGCUUUGUGAAACGUUUUGCUCAAAUAUCUUGCCCAUAACUUUUGGAGCAACUGGAGAAAAUGUAAAGUCAUCUCUCUUUUGGUAAGUCUAUAAUUAUUCAUAUGAUAUACAUUUACCUACACUCCUGCAACACCAAGCCAAAAUCACAGUGUUUUCUGCUAAAUGGACUGCUUCUACAGACUAUAAAUGGACUUGGACUAUGUAUAGCUUCUAUAGAGAUUUAUAUUAAAGUUAAAGCGUUGGAGCCACACAGUCUGGCGGGUUCCCGUUUCAUUCACUGCCAAACUAAACGGAGGAGCGAAGGAUCGAGCUGCCGACCAGCCCUUUAGAGAGGUGACUUGAGCUCCUGAUCAACAGGCGUUUCACUAUGUUCUGACUAAACAGUGAAUGCAGCUGACAUACCCUCCAGUCAGUAUGACAAAAACACUCAACGACAAUGGGAGGAGGAAAACCAGGAAAUGUCGGCGAAUCAGACGAGAACAUUGCAACACCUCUGCUGAGAGUGGACGCGUUUCUUCAGUACUAUGCACUACCUGGGCCGGAUAACGUCUCUUACACAACAUAGCUUGUAUCUGAUCCAAAAAAACUGGGUCACAUGCUCCUGCCACACCUGUAACAUGCAUAGCUGUGCCAUGUUUUCUCACUCUCCUUGUCACUUAGCUUUAUUCGCUAAGGUUAAAAAAAAUAAAAAAUAAAGAUAAACACUAAAAACAAGACAUCUCUCAUAUGUUUACAUUGUUCAUGAAUUAUUUUACAAAUAUGUUCAAACAAGUUGGAUGGCUGUUCCUUUUGUGCGACAAGGAAGUGUAAUAGAUUGACAUAAAGUUAAAAACAGCACAUCAUACACUUUCUCUGCUGCUGCGUUAUGAUAAAAACUAUAACAGUAUCUGCUUUUUGUUAACUAUGUGCAUGUACAAAAUAUAUAUAUGAUGUGUACAUACAGUAUGUGUGAUACAAACUUCUUUAAUGUUGAAACAACUGCAUGUUGAAAAACGAUUGUUUGCUUAAAAUCUAGAUUUGCUUGAAGUGAACGGAGAGAGCAAAUAAGUGAACAAACUGUACAGCACGUCUUCAAUGAUUUUCAAAAUAAAAGCGACAGUGAGGAAGGGCCCUUUAGCAAAAUAUUAUAUAGAUUUUCAUUUUUAAAUAAAUCAAUCUUAGUGCCAUAUAAAUGUGCCUUGAUAUUCUGAGUUCAAUAUAAGGCUAUCAAUUUUCGCUCAUAUAUAAAUGUAUUUUGUGUACAAGUCUAGGCUAUGAAAAUAUUCAAAACAUCUAAUUUUAAAACAUGUAGGGGUUAAGUCAUUUUAAGAUAUUUACAUUUGUGGAAAUAACAUUGGGGAUAAAUUUUAUGUUUGAAGAAAAAUUGCAAAAAUUUAUGUUAACGCCCAAAGAUUUUCAUAACCUCCACAGUACCUUUUCACCCCGCUAGACGUCACAGAUUAUUCUUAAAGAUCUCUGCUGUAUUGUAGCUAUGAUUUGUGAAUUUUUUUUAGUCUAAGAAUAUGCCUUUCAUGUUAAAUUUGACCUUUUCAGGUUUUUAGUAUUACAAAACAGAGCAUUGUGUGUUGGUUUUUUUGUUGUUGUUGUUGUUGUUUUCUUUUUUAAUACAGUUAAUUUUGUCUAUGUGUUUUGUGGUUGUAUCAUUGGGUUCUGUUACAGUUCUGGGAUGGGAUGCAAAUGUGCCAAAGGAAAGAUAUAAAAUAUGUUUUGCAUUUCUCUAAACAAAUAUGAAGUAUUAUUUGUCUUGAAAAUGAGUUGUGUCGAUCUCUGUAAAUAGUGCUGUCUGUGAGACAAAUGGCAAAAAAAGAAAAAGAAACGGUGGGCCACAAAAUUGUGCCAUGUUCGUAGCGUUCCACAGGUGAGGCUGGCAGAUGAAUAAAUGUAUAAUAUUCACUGGAGACUGUUUUGUGGCAAAGAGUGCCCCCUGUCGUGUUCUACUGGCUAGUGCAGAGGACUAAAUGAGUCAACGAGCUGCAACAACAUACAGUAUCUGUGGCAUUCUUCUUUCGUGAAAAAAAAAGACAUGUAUGUGGCCAUACAUGUAUAAAUGUGGCCAUGUACCUAGAUUUACACGGGGCUUUAGGAACACAUACAUAAAAGUAUUUGCUAUUCUGACAAACCUGUUUGCUGAUAAGCAUCUGGAAUUUGUGUCUCCGUGUCUAAAUAAGGAUGCAUUUUUCUUCUCGUUUGUCAUGGAUAUAUAUAAACCGUGAAACCUUCGAAAUCUUUUAACACCCGGGCAUAAU